Coffea arabica (coffee) is the source of this 489-nucleotide messenger RNA. RefSeq lists its product as uncharacterized. Gene Ontology annotation, molecular function: nucleic acid binding; zinc ion binding. NCBI's taxonomy places the organism in Eukaryota, Viridiplantae, Streptophyta, Magnoliopsida, Gentianales, Rubiaceae. The record is from RefSeq and is a predicted model, not a curated record.
AUGGUUUUUAGGAGGUGGUCAGAAGGGAUUGAAAAAAAUUAUGGAGAUUUUGCUACAGCACCAUUGUGGGUGCAACUAUGGAACUUGCCUGUGCAUUGGCUAACUAAAGAGAUGGGUAGGAAGAUUGGAGCAGUGUUUAAGGAAGUGAAAGAGGUUAUUAUCCCUCAAUCUGGGGGAAAGGAGGGUAGACAUCUCAAAAUUCUGGUCCUUGUAGACCUAUCAGUACCUCUACUUAGAGGCACAGUGGUUCAAACAGCAGGAACUUUUAAGUGGGUAGUGUUCAAAUAUAAGAGAUGUCCAGACUUUUGUUAUAAUUGUGGUGUUGUAGGCCAUAGUGAAAGAUCUUGUAAAGAGCAAAGAGUUACGAUGGCAAAGCUCUCAGAAAACCAAAAUGGUCCUUGGAUAAGAGCAGGAAGCACCAGAAGUCCUAGUAAGGAAAGACUUUUGAGAACUGAACUGAAUAAGGACAAAAGGUAUUGGAAAUUUUAG